UUUAUUUUGAGGUUAUGGUUAGCGGCUGAUUUUCAUAACACAGUUACUAUACAACUAGACUUUAUUAGGAAGUAACUAAAAAUGUUAAAAUUGCGCCAUGUAAAUAAUUUUAGGAGAAUAUUUGGUGUUAAUCAAGAUCAUGCGCUGACAUCAACAUUGGCGGUUUGCCAAGAGAAUACUAAUACUGCGGCCAAAAAAUGGUAUAACCGUUUGCCACAACAAAGCCGUCAAAUACAUAUAGCGCAAAUAUUGCAAAAGUACAAUAAAAAAUCAAGGUAUGGUGACGAAAGUGAUAGCGACGAUGAGAGUGUUGCAGAAUUUAAAGAUGAACGCGAUUCUAAAGUGUUGAAGGCUAGUGUAAAUUCUUUGCGGGCUGAUUUGUUAUUGAAAACAGGCUUAGGACUGGCUAGAAACAAAGUGGAGACUCUUUUCUAUGAAAGUAAAGUACGUGUUAAUGGCAAAAAACUCAGCAAGAAAAGUGUAAAACUCGAAGUCGGCGAUGAAAUUGACGUAGUUCGAGGUUUCAGCCAAGCGAAUCCCGCCCAUCUGAUAGUCUCUCGUGUUAUUGUUCUUGAUGUCAGUGAGCGAGAAGAAAGCUUAAGCGUACAGAUACGGCGUUAUAAAUCGCUACUCAUAGAAAAUUAUCCUGGACCUAAUGCUUACAAAUCUUCUGAAGCAGUGCAACAUUAACACAAUUGUGAUUGAAAGCUGUUUAUUCAUGUUCUACAUUUAGGCCAAAUUAUAGUUUAAUAUAGUUCCUAUUUAAAAUAAUAUGUAUAGUAGAAUGCAUAACGUAAUUUCCGCUUUAUCAUUCUAAUGCAUAAAGUUAUCUGCACGUACCCUAAAAUAUGCAGUUUCCAGCUGCUUCACCCAGUAAA
This is a messenger RNA of Anastrepha ludens (Mexican fruit fly), 878 nucleotides long. Its product is annotated as mitochondrial transcription rescue factor 1. The record is from RefSeq and is a predicted model, not a curated record. The coding region runs from base 82 to 690 and encodes 202 amino acids. NCBI's taxonomy places the organism in Eukaryota, Metazoa, Arthropoda, Insecta, Diptera, Tephritidae. Gene Ontology annotation, molecular function: RNA binding. The transcript is spliced from 3 exons.